ACACGAACAAAAAAACAAUAAAAAAAAACAAAACAUUUUAAUAAUCAACUUUAAGAAUUAUACUAAUUGCCAAGCUACACACAAAGUUUUGCAAGACGUACAUAUCACUUGUCCAAAAAUUGGACAAUAAACCAAAUGCAAACACAAACGAAGCGAAACACAUUUUAAUAAUGUAGCAGAUGCUGUUGUUGGCAAGUGGUAUUGGAAUAACAAUAAAUUAGCUGCUGGUGGUUUUUGGCUGGUUAACAAGUACCCCUCGCUCGCCUGCAGGGAGCCGUUUGCCGCCGACAAUAGAAGCGGACGAUCUAGCGGACAGAUCACAGAUAUAGAACUCGCCUCGUCGAGCUCAUUGUUCGGCGAAUUGUGACUGUGACACCGUUUUUGUUUUUUUUGGGCAGGCAACGAGCAUAUUGUGUGUGCCCGGCUGUAGCUAAAAAUGGAGUGGACCAGAGAGAAGACGCUGCUGCUGAUCGGCGAGUAUCGACAGCGACGCGGACUGUGGGACAUGACAUGCGACGAGUAUCGCAAGAAGGAUGUCAAACAGCGGCUGUUGAACGAGGUUAGCGACGUGCUCGGUGGCAAUAUACCCAUACCGGAAUUGGAGAAGAAAUUUCACACACUUCGCACACAAUAUCAUCGCGAGAUCAAUCGGAUGAAACGAAAGGAACCCUACAAUUCAAAGUGGUUUGGUUUCAAGAAUCUCAACUUUUUAAGUUCACCCUAUGCGUGUCGCUCGACAAAGGGACGCUUGAAAGCCGAACUGCAAACGCCGGAAAACGCCACAGUUCAAAAAUAUCCAUUGGGAGAGGUGAAUGCAACGGACAGCAAUAAUAUGAAUGAGGAGUAUAUAAUAACGCCGCGCAAAUCGCAUGCGAGCAGCGCUCAGGAGCUGGAGAAGCUCAUCGAGGAGACGACCAAAGAUGCCGAUGAUAUUGAUGAGGAGGAGCCCGGCGACGUAGACGAUGAUGUCGAUACAAAGCCCAAACUACGUAAGGAACUCGCGGGCGGGACAUAUGUGCACAUGAACGAAGAGGACACCGAGUCUCUCGAGACGCACACACAUCAGCAGCACCACCACCACAAUCAGCAGCAACAACAGCAGCAGCAGCAUCAUUCCCAGUCCCUGAUGGAGCUGCAUCACACAUCAAAUGCCGUUGAGGCGGUUAGUUUUCAGGCAAGCGAAAGUGGAGAAUUGCAUUAUCAAUCGUCUGGCGCUGGCAAUGCUGGUGGUGGUGGCGCGAGCAGUAGCAGCUCAUCGGUGCAUGUGAUGCCCACGCGCAUUAUAAAGAUCCAGCGACGCGAUACAACUGGCCAGCCGGAAAAUGGUUACUUCGAUGAGGCAACUACGCCACAGCAUCAGCAUCAGCUGCAUCCACCGGCGCCCAAGCGUAUUUAUUUCGAUCCAAAUGGCAGUCACAGCACCACCAUACUCUCUGCCUCCACGCUGGCGGCGGCCACACAAAAUGGCAAUGCCAGCAAUGUGCUGACCAGUUCCGGUACCACAGUUACGGCGGGCACAUUACGCCUGCCACGUGUCAAUGCCAUAGUCAACUCGACGUCAACACUGUCGCCGCCAAAGCCGGCCAGUUCACCGAUACCACCUGCGCCGGCAAUCUCCGGCACGCUGCGCGAUGAGUUCUCCACAUACGGAGAGUAUGUGGCCAAUGAGAUGCGUGCCAUUGGCAAUCGAGAGGUGCUCAUCGCACUCAAGCACAAAAUCAAUACGGCCAUCUUUGAGGCGAAUAUGGCCGAGUUACAGAAGUGAACAGAAAAAUUAUUUCAAAUCACAAUCAACAUAAUUA
Drosophila grimshawi is the source of this 1802-nucleotide messenger RNA. RefSeq names its product rho GTPase-activating protein gacF. Bases 437 to 1765 code for a protein of 442 amino acids. The transcript is spliced from 2 exons. The record is from RefSeq and is a predicted model, not a curated record. NCBI's taxonomy places the organism in Eukaryota, Metazoa, Arthropoda, Insecta, Diptera, Drosophilidae.